Messenger RNA from Dalotia coriaria, 494 nucleotides. RefSeq lists its product as uncharacterized. NCBI's taxonomy places the organism in Eukaryota, Metazoa, Arthropoda, Insecta, Coleoptera, Staphylinidae. Gene Ontology annotation, molecular function: odorant binding. The record is from RefSeq and is a predicted model, not a curated record. Bases 36 to 458 code for a protein of 140 amino acids. The transcript is spliced from 6 exons.
UGCAAGCACAUAGAAACAACCACUAAAUAUUCAAGAUGUUUAAGCAUACUUUGAUUUUGUCUGCUGUGAUUGCCUGCGCUUUGGCCUGGACCAUCCCAGAAAAAUUCCAACCUUUGGCCGAUGAAGUUAUGGAAAAGUGCUCCAAGGAAACCAACACACCAGUUGAGUUAAUCAAGAAAGUACGCGCCGCAACUGAGCUCCCAGCUAAAGGUUCCGACGAUGAAGCCAAAUACAAGCCAUACAUUCAUUGUGGAUUCGUACACACCGGUGUUUUCAAAAAUGGCGUUUUCGACGAUGCUGUCGCUGAUAAACUGAUUGAAGGCCUUCAAGAGAUUUACAACAAGCCUCUGCGUGCUUGCAAGAACGAACGUGCUGAUAACGAUGUUGACUCUGUCUGGAAGAUGAUGCACUGCUUCUUGGAACAUGUUGAAGACAAAAAACAUUUCUUCAUCUAUUAAACAUUCCUGGCAAACCUGAUGAGACGAUUACAAUUC